GAUCGAUUUGGCGACAGAGAAACCACACCCAACGCGGACUGAAACCCUCCCUCUCCCUCUCUCGCGCGCGCUCGACCGAUCGAUCGCCGCCCCGUACGUACCAGCCGUGCCGCGCCGCGGGAAGGAGGAGCCGACGACGCCGACCGCAGCCAUGGCGGCCUCCGAGGUUCAGCUUGGCAGAUCUAUUGCUGACAUGCGAGAUGGACGGGACAUUCUAGAUCAUCAAGCUGUAGAGGAGGAAGAAGGCAUUGUAAUUGGAGGGGGAACCGACAGCAACUAUCAAGAGGUCUACUGGAUAGUGUUCAACAUUAUCGCUGGAAACAAUCCAGAUCUCGCCGUGAACAGAGGAAACGUGGUUAUGUGCCCUCCUAAGAUUCUUAGGGAGGGCACGAGGAAGACGGUAUUCGUGAACUUUAUGGAGUCGUGUAAAACGUUGCGUAGGGACCCUAAUCACGUGAUGGAUUUUUUCCUCUCUGAGAUGGCAACAAGCGGUUCAAUUGAUGGGCAGAACAGGUUGGUGAUCAAAGGGAGAUUUGCUCCGAAAUCCUUUGAAUCGAUCCUCAGGAGAUACAUCAAUGCGUAUGUCAUCUGCAAUGGAUGUAAGGGCCAUGAUACCACUAUAACCAAGGAAAACCGUCUCUUCUUCCUUCGCUGUGAGCAGUGUGGGUCUUCAAGGUCCGUCGAUCGAAUCAAGGCUGGAUUUGUCGCACAUGUUGGUCGUCGCAACGCCUGAACAUUGGUCAAAACUCUAGAUCGUCUAGCUCGCUACACCCAUGUGUAGACAUGCGUUUCCUUUUUCCUUUUUGCAUCGCAAAUGAGUUUCAGAUUAACAGGGUUGUGACGCGGCUCAUAACGAAAUCACGAUUAAUUUCUAGGUUUAUUAAAAGAUUGUACUAUGUGAGGUGAGCAUGUCAUGGUGUCAAGUUAUAGCACUAUCUACCAAUUCAAAACGACAGAUGUUGCAGUCCCUUUUAUGUUUCAAACUUCCCAUUACCAUGAUAUAAAACAAGACGCCAAAGAGUUGGUGUGUAAUAUUACAGGCCGUGCGACAGACAGUGAGCGAACUAGAUAAAAAAAUUGCGCGCACUGGUUUCGGGUGCACUGAACUGAGCUAGUCUUGCAGCCUAGCUAGAGCUUGCGGGCUUCAGUUCAUGGAGGUGUGGCGCGGGCUUGAUGUAGGUCAACACCGUGUCCGCUGGCUGUGAGGAGGGUGGUGGCCGGGGAGUCCAGCGUGAGCGCGUUUGUGUGGCACCCGUCAAAAUUGGCGAUGCAACUAUGCAAGUCAGGCCGGACGAUCGGCUGGAUCUCUCCAGCUUCCUUGGUUGACAGUCUUGUGCCACAAAGAAACAUGCCAACUUCUUAUUUUUGGGGCAACUGGUAAUAUGGGAUUGCGAUUAAUCAGACCAAAACAGUCUUAAGUGGGCAAUUUUGUUCCCCUGAUGUUUUA
Molecule: messenger RNA, 1447 nt
Organism: Triticum urartu
Lineage: Eukaryota; Viridiplantae; Streptophyta; Magnoliopsida; Poales; Poaceae
Source: RefSeq, a predicted model, not a curated record